Lodderomyces elongisporus is the source of this 1746-nucleotide messenger RNA. Its product is annotated as amino acid transporter. Gene Ontology annotation, biological process: amino acid transmembrane transport. Gene Ontology annotation, molecular function: amino acid transmembrane transporter activity. The transcript has a single exon. The coding region runs from base 1 to 1746 and encodes 581 amino acids. Gene Ontology annotation, cellular component: membrane. Lineage: Eukaryota; Fungi; Ascomycota; Pichiomycetes; Serinales; Debaryomycetaceae. The record is from RefSeq and is a predicted model, not a curated record.
AUGGCACAAUCGAUAAAUCCGGUUAAGCUGACAAGCACACACUAUGAAGUUGAGCAACGCAGUGUUGAAAAGUUUGAAAUUGACGACAAUGUCCUGCUCUCGUCACAGUCCAAGACAUCUAGAACUGGCUCUUCACCCUUUCAGAAUUAUUACUACUCGGUAUUGGAUGGUUUUAAACGUGCACCACCAGUAACAGAGGCAGGUGCCGACCGUCAAAAGGCUAUUUCCAAGUUUGAAUUGCGUUUGAUGUCGUUGUCAACUGGUUUGGGUACUGGUUUGCUCGUGGCUGCAGGAAGUAAAUUGCGUAUGGCUGGUCCUGCUGGUGUGCUUAUUGCAUAUGCCAUCACUGGUCUUGCAAUGUUGGCACCAAUGAUUAAUUCAUUAUCAGAAUUGACUAUUGCAUAUAGUGGAUUGCCUGGUGGGUUCCAAUCUUACUACUCCAAGUUUAUUGAUGAGAGUUUGGGUUUUGCAUUGGGAUGGAACUAUGCUUUCCAAUGGUGUUGUGUUAUUAGUUUGGAAUUGGUUACAGCAGCAAUGACUAUCAAGUUUUGGACCACCACAAUUAAUCCAGAUGUAUGGGUCACCAUCUUUUUAGUGUUUGUUGUGUUUAUCAAUUUUGGUGGUGCAAAGAUGUACUCGGUAUUUGAAAGUGUUUUUAACUCUUGUAAAGUGUUGAUGCUUUGUGGGUUUGUUAUUUUUGGAUUGAUUAUUGAUGUUGGUGGUGGACCACAAGGUUUUAUUGGUGGUAGAUAUUACCAUGAUCCUGGUGCAUUUACCUCAUUUAAAGGUUUGGCCUCAGUAUUUGUUACUGGUGCUUUUUCGUUGGGUGGUUCAGAGUUUAUUUCAUUAUCGGCUAGUGAAACCAAGAAUCCACGCCAUUCUAUUCGUGCAGCUUCCAAAUUGGUUUAUGUCAAAGUUGUGAUUUUGUUUCUUGGAUCGUUGACGUUUGUUGGUUUAUUGGUUCCAUAUAAUUCUGAUAGAUUGAUGGGUUCGGGUGAUGCAGCUACGCAUGCCUCGCCCUAUGUGUUGGCUGCUGAGUUGCAUGGAGUCAAGGUUCUUCCACAUAUUAUCAAUGCAGUUAUUUUAAUUUCGGUUACAUCGGUGGCUACUGCUGCCAUGUAUAGUUCUCCAAGAUUGAUGCAGUCGUUGGCUGAACAGGGACUUGCACCCAAAUGGAUGAAUUAUAUUGACAAGAGAGGAAGACCAUUGACUGCAUUGAUUGUUACUGUGAUUUCGAGUUUAUUUGCCUUUAUUGCUGCUUAUGAUAAAGAAGAAACGGUUUUCACUUGGCUUUUAUCCAUUUCAGGUAUUUCGUUUGUGCUUUGUUGGUUGUUUAUUUGUGUUUGUCAUGUGAGGUUUAGACAGGCUUUGAAGUAUAAUGGUAUUCCAUUGAGCUCGUUGGCCUACCGUUCGCCAACUGGUGUUUGGGGUUCGUAUGUUGCCAUUCUUAUCAAUUCGCUUAUAUUGAUUGCGCAGUUUUGGACUAGUUUGUUUCCUGCGGGAGAUGCUGAUGCCAAUAAUUUCUUUGAGAAUUAUCUUGGUGCACCAGUGUUUUUGUUAUGUUAUAUUGUGCACAAGGUGUGGACCAGGAACUGGAAGUUGGGUAAAAAGGUGCUGGACAUUGAUGUCAAUAAGGAUAGGGUGAUUUAUGAUCCUGAGAUUUUGGAGUUGGAGAAUGAAGAGGAUAAGGAGAGGUACAAGAGAGCUCCAUUUUGGAAGAAGGCAUUGAUUGUCUGCUUUGAUUAA